UUCCUCUUCCGGGCCUGCCUUCCCGCCACAUGGGGUGUCGCUUCCGGAGUGGAAUCCUAACGCUGUUCCUGCCGCUGCGCUCCGUCCUCCAAACCCAGCAUCGCAUGCUCGGCCCAGAGUCCGUUUCUCCCCCUAAAAAGCCUCGCCACAACCUCAUGGCACCGCCCCGAAUUGGGACGCACAACGGCACCUUCCACUGCGACGAGGCGCUGGCCUGCGCGUUGCUCCGCCUCCUGCCAGAGUACAGGGAUGCCGAGAUUGUGCGGACUCGGGACCCUGAAAAACUGGCUUCGUGUGACAUCGUGGUGGAUGUGGGUGGCGAGUACGACCCUCUGAAGCACCGUUAUGACCAUCACCAGAGGACCUUCACGGAAACCAUGAGUUCCCUGUGCCCUGGGAAGCCGUGGCACACCAAGCUGAGCAGUGCGGGACUUGUCUAUCUGCACUUCGGGCACAAGCUCCUGGCCCAGUUGCUGGGCACUAGUGAAGAGGACAGCGUGGUGGAUACCAUCUAUGACAAGAUGUACGAGAACUUCGUGGAAGAGGUGGACGCAGUGGACAAUGGGAUCUCUCAGUGGGAAGAAGGGGAGCCUCGGUAUGCACUGACCACCACACUGAGUGCCAGGGUUGCCCGGCUCAAUCCCACCUGGAACCAGCCCAACCAAGACACUGAGGCAGGGUUCAGGCGUGCCAUGGACCUGGUGCAAGAGGAGUUCCUGCAGAGACUGCAUUUCUACCAGCACAGCUGGCUCCCAGCCCGGGCCCUGGUAGAGGAGGCCCUGGCCCAGCGAUUCAAGGUGGACUCGAGUGGGAAGAUAGUGGAACUGGCCAAAGGUGGGUGCCCUUGGAAGGAGCAUCUCUACCACCUGGAGUCUGAGCUGUGCCCCGCAGCGGCCAUCGCCUUCGUUAUCUACACUGACCAGGCUGGGCAGUGGCAAGUCCAGUGUGUGCCCAAGGAGCCUCACUCUUUCCAAAGCCGGCUGCCCCUGCCAGAGCCGUGGCGGGGCCUUCGGGAUGAGGCCCUGGAUCAAGUCAGUGGGAUCCCUGGCUGCAUCUUUGUUCACGCCAGCGGCUUCAUCGGUGGGCACCACACUCGAGAAGGUGCCCUGAACAUGGCCCGUGCCACUCUUGCCCAGCACCCAGAACCCACGCCCCUUGCAAAUGCUGCGGUCCAAUAAAACCUCACCUGGUGACUUUCUCAGA
Molecule: messenger RNA, 1203 nt
Organism: Peromyscus maniculatus bairdii (prairie deer mouse)
Lineage: Eukaryota; Metazoa; Chordata; Mammalia; Rodentia; Cricetidae
Gene: Myg1
Product: MYG1 exonuclease
Cellular component (GO): nucleus; cytoplasm
Source: RefSeq, a predicted model, not a curated record